Messenger RNA from Ambispora gerdemannii, 2046 nucleotides. NCBI's taxonomy places the organism in Eukaryota, Fungi, Glomeromycota, Glomeromycetes, Archaeosporales, Ambisporaceae. The record is from the annotation of a GenBank genome assembly.
AUGGCAUUAAAUAUAAUGUUCAAUUUGAGUACUGGUCAAUUAGCAGCGCUAAUUGGGCUUAUCAGCACUUUACUACCCAUUAUUAUUGGUGUGACAGGAGCUAUAGUGAUAUUGAGGAACAUUCGUGAUGAAAUGACAGCCUUAGAGUGGACAACUUUAAGUAAACUAACUCAGAACAGUCUGCUUAGCAGUUAUGGGGCAGGUGGUCAACCGGCGUUAACAGGAAUUAAUUUGUGGGGUAUCGGACCGUAUAAGCGUAACAUCAUUUAUUUACUUGUUGGAAUAUGUCCGGUAGUGUUGUAUGGAGCAUCGGCUAUUGCACCGCUUGGUAUUCAGACUUGUACGGUAAUAUAUAAUGCUGCUGUUGAGAUGGAUGUUGUCGAGCCGGAUUUACUUAGUCGUGCGGUUAAUGACACAUUUUCUCUGGAUGAACUAUCACAAAUUAGGAUAUGUGGUGCGUAUAAUUGGAAGCCAUGUCCGGGAAUGAAGGAUCGUGUGCAUGUUGAUGAAACAUAUGCAGCUGAAUUUAACAAAACUUAUAGUAACAAUGCCAUGAGGUACCGUCUGUUGAAAACUAGUAGCAAUGAUAAUGUUUCGUACCCUAGCUAUGACUUUAUGAUGGGUGUUGCUACAAGCACACAAACGGGUUAUAAUAUUAUCGACAGAAUGAUUGUAGAUCAUGAUAACGGUGGACUCUUAAUGAAUCAGGCGAUUCAACCCAGAGGUAAAGUCGGCAAGAAAUCCAGCUGGACGAUUGAAGGCAUGUGGCUACAACCAUAUGUCAGUUGUCAAUCAACUAACAUUACACAGAUCGCAUGGCAAAAUCAAACGACGGUGAAUUGGAUAGCAAAAAUGGUCAUUAACAACACCGACUUGCGACCACCAGACAUACAUCCGCUUGGUGAUCAAGGACAAAUGAUCGAUCUCUCAUCAAGGAGCAUCAGAUACAGUCAGUUGAUACAAUCAAUUGUCACAAAGCGAAUGAAUAUGACAGCCAAUGGAAAUUUUUUUGAGUCUCCAGCUUACAGAGUCCUUGAGCCGAAGUCUGUCAAUAGUGUUCAAAAGUUUGCCGAUCUCAGUUUGAGUUCGAAUUUGACAAACCUUUUCUCAAAUGCGGAUAUUAGGUGUGCUGGGUAUGGUGGUUCAGACAGCGUUGCAAUGAAUAUAGUUGGCGUCAAAUGUUGGACAUUAUUUGGAUCACCUAAAGUUACUGCGAGAGGGAUCGAACAAAUCAUGUACAGCUGCGCUAGUGCAGUUAAAGCUAGCUUAAAGGAUAUCGAAUUGCAAUCUAAUGAACAGAAACAAAUUAGUGUAAUGAAUAUGCAAACCAUUCCGGCGCAAUGGUAUAUUGAAAAGGCUAACCUUAAUAUUAGUGACAUGAAGCCUUGGUGGGGAGGAGUCAAAUCCGGAGAAAAUAUUCCUAACAACAGCAUAUUAGUAAGCGAGAAUAGUCUUUGGUUACCAGCAGGGAGUUCCUUCAUUUGGAGCGGAGGUGACGAUGCACAAGCUGGUAGUACUGCCAUUGGUGUAGCAUUAAGCAUAAUAACAGAUUUCGAGGAUAUUAUCAGUGGUUAUCGGGGAGACGGUAUCGGAAACCUGGCUCUACUGCAACAAUGGAAAGAUGAGGGCUCAACUGAAGAAGGCAUGAGUCGUAUAUUCCAACGCCAGUGGACUGAUGUCAUGGUCAAUAUGGUUUCUCCUACUAAACAAGCUAAGGUCACUGGUCCCACUCAAUUUGUGAUAGAGAAAACAUGCUAUGACAUACGAUUUGCCAUACAAUACUAUAUAGCCAUCGUCGGACUCCUAAUCUUACUAUGUGUGUGUAUGGCGAAUACUAAACGUACGAAUUCGUUGAGCAGAAUGAAACAGAUUGUUCGGCAAAUGGACCUUGGUAGAGCAAUACUAAACACACAAUAUCCUAAAGAGGCAAGCACAGCAGACUCAUCGACGUGGAUAAAAACUGAUGGUAGAAAGUUAAUAUCAAUGGGAAAAGAGGGCUUUAUUUUAGAUAGUGUUUCGGCAAACCCUAUUUUCAAUUCACUAUAA